Gryllus bimaculatus (two-spotted cricket) is the source of this 5314-nucleotide messenger RNA. NCBI's taxonomy places the organism in Eukaryota, Metazoa, Arthropoda, Insecta, Orthoptera, Gryllidae. The record is from the annotation of a GenBank genome assembly.
GACGGACGCCGCCGCCGGAGGCGCAGGGGACAGGGGCUUCAAUUGACCAAUUGGCUAAUCCCGCGCGCACAAUGGCCCGCCCACCACCGCGCCGCCGAUGACGAGGGCGAGGACGUCGCGACGCCGUCGCCGUCGCCGCCGGCCAAGGCGCACCGUGACCCGCGCCAUGGAGCCGCUGCUGGCGUCUCUGCCCCUCUGACCUGCGGCCGCGUGCCCUCCGGGAAGGUCAGUGCCUGCCUCCGCAGUGCCCGCGCCCGCGCCCGCGGCGCCGCCCGCCCCGCGGCCUGUGCUCUGCUGCCCGAGGAGCGUUCGGGGGGCUGCCCCUCGCCCACAGCCGCGCGGAUCCACGACGACGGCGAGAACGCGUGGGAUGAAUGGUGCUUCUAAUCGCAGAUAAUCGGCAUCUUACCCUCACUACAUUACCCUCGCAUCAUUUCCUCCUCAAGAACUUUCUCCGCCCGAAGUCAGCACUGAGCAUCACGCGAAUCGGCGGCGUGUCAAACGCGUGCGCGUCUGCCCUCGCUGGCGCCCCGCUCCGCGCCCCGCGCCCCGCGCCCUGCGCCCCGCCGCGAUACCGCCUUCACCCGCCGAGGUUCGCGGGGCAUGCAUAUAUAGAGGCGGCUGGGCGCGCGCCGCGCCACAGGGCGCUCGGUGCCUCGCUCUGUUGUCAGCGCGUCUCAGUCACUGGAGCCGGCGCCCCCUCGCCGCGGACUUGUUCUUGCCACGUACAACACUCACCUCAAUUUUUGGGGUACAUUUUUAUAGACGGAAUCACUUCUCUGGUUUCAAUACUUGGUCAAACUCUGAAGAGCGUCAGGCACUGCAUCUCGUUCUUGUUUCGCGUAGUUGGUUAAAUCAGCGUGGACUGGGAGUAUGCGCGUGUGAGGAGGCUCCGUGAGCGAGCAGAGGCCGAGUGAAGUACGCUCUCUACUAGCGGGAGCCGCGCCGCGCCGCGCACGGCGCCCUCUGGACGACCUGGCGCUUGGCGAGGAGGCGCCGAGGCGCGGUUCGUUGCGCGACGCGGUGCGGGACGGCGACGGCGCCAUGGCCUCCUCGGGCAAGGCCGCCGCCAACAACGUCGCUAAUAACGUCGUCCACGACGCGGCGGCCGACAUCGCCGUCAACAACGUCGCCCACGACGCACUGCCCCCGGCCAACAACGGGGCGCCCCGCGCGCGCGCCGCCAUGAGCCUGCCUCUGGGGCCGCCCGUCAGCCCCAAGAGGAACGUCCAGUACGACCGCGCGUACGUGGCGAAGGCGACGCUGGCCGCCACCACCCCUGAGCAGGAGCACGAGCUGCUGGAGGAGCUGUACAGAGAGCACCCGCUCACCGACGACACCUCCUGCGGCAUCGGGCCCUGCAGGGCGCCCUGGAUGCAGAAGUUCGCCAACAAGAAGGCCUUCGUCUUCCUCUACGGGCUGCUCGGCUGCAUCUUCUCCGCCAGCCACGCCUACUUCAAUGGCACCAUCACCACCUUGGAGAAGCGGUUCAAGAUCCCCAGCAGAACGACAGGCAUCAUCUCCGUGGGAAACGACAUCAGCCAGCUGCUGGUGUCCGUGUUCAUCUCGUACUACGCGGGGCGGCGCCACCGGCCGCGCUGGAUCGCGCUGGGCAUCUACACGGUGGUGCUGUUCUGCGUGCUGACGGCGCUGCCGCACGCGCUCUACGGGCCGGGCGAGGACGCGCUCGCGCUCACGCUGGAGCACGGCGGCGUCGUCGACCGCAACCUCUCCUUGGAGCUGCUCAGUCGAGAAAAACAGAAAACUCUUUGCAAACCAGAAGGUGGUGUGGGCUGUGAGGAAGAAGAUGGAAACUAUUCACCAGUCAUUCUUUUAUUUGUAGCAAAUUUUGUAUCAGGCAUUGGAGGUUCACUUUACUAUACUCUUGGUGUUACUUACAUGGAUGAUAAUAUCAAAAAAUCAAAGACUCCAGCUCUUAUCAGUUUCUCCUAUUUCAUUAGAAUGUUGGGUCCAGCAAUUGGCUAUUCACUGGCAUCAGUUUGCUUGAAAUUGUACAUUUCACCAACUCUGACUCCAACAAUUAAAACUGAUGAUCCUCGUUGGCUUGGUGCUUGGUGGCUAGGUUGGAUUAUUUUGGCUUGUAUUCUGUUUACAUUGUCUUCCAUUCUGGGAUUAUUUCCCAAAUCUCUUCCUCGAGCUGCUGUUCGUAGAAUGGUGGAAGAAGAAAAGAAAAAACUGAAUUCUGUAACUGAUGAAUCAGAACUUGAAACAUCAGAAUUACCUACUUCAUUGUCAGAUAUGAUAACAACAUUCAAGAGGUUAGUAACCAAUCCAACUCUCAUGUGUAAUAAUCUUGCAGCAGUUUUUUAUUUUACGGGCUACAUGCCAUAUUGGAUAUUUAUGCCCAAGUACAUUGAAACAAUGUAUAGACAAUCAGCAUCAGUUUCAAGUCUUGUCACAGGCACUGUGGGUCUGGUGUUCUCUGCAGUUGGUAUUUUGCUAUCUGGAAUGGUAAUAUCUAAAUUUCGCCCCAGAGCUCGUUAUUUGGCUGGUUGGAAUGUUGUUGUAGGUGCGAUAUCUGUUUUGGGGAUGAUCUCAUAUGUUUUCCUUGGGUGUCCAGCCAAUGAUAACCAUGGGCCAAUGCUUCCUAAUGGAGAGCUGAACACUGUAUUGCCUUGUAAUACAAACUGCAGCUGUGACUACGUAAAAUAUUCUCCUGUAUGCUAUGGACAAACCACAUUUAUUUCUCCUUGUCAUGCAGGUUGUACUUCAAUUUCUAUGACCAAUGGAACAAAGAUGUUCACUCAAUGUAGUUGUGUUCCUCCUUCACCAAUAUUAAAUGGUGGUCAUUUUGAACUCAGUGAAAUUUCUACUUCUUCUCCACCUCUUGGAGGAGGUUCUGUGAAAGCUUCACCAUGCCCAGUGGACUGUCAGAAGAAGUUUUACAUCUUUCUUGCAGUUGUGUGUUUGCUCAAAUUUAGUGGAGCAACAGGACGAGCAUCCAAUUUUCUGGUGUCAGUGAGAUGUGUUGAAGAGAAGGAUAAGCCAGUGGCAAUGGCAUUUGGCCUCACAAUUAUGAGCUUUUUUGCAUUCAUUCCAUCACCAAUAUUCUUUGGAUUUUUGCUUGAUAAAACAUGUUUAGUUUGGGGUAAAACAUGUUCUGGAACUGGAAACUGUUGGUUGUAUAAUGGAGAAUCUCUGAGGUACAUGCUGAAUCUAACUGCUGCAAGUUUUGUAACAAUUGGGACUCUCUUCGAUGCUGGAGUGUGGUAUUUUGUAAAGAAUCUGAAGAUAUUUGAUGAUGAUGAUGUUGAAGCAAAAGAAUUAGAAGCCAAAGAAAAAAUGGAUAGUAAGGAGGAGCUGUUCCAGUCAAAUAAAAGUAAAUAGGUCCACUUUUGCACUGUAAAUUGCAUGAAUAUUUCAUGACACUGAAGGUGAGGUCUAACUUCGUAAAAGUUUGAGAUAACGGCUAAUAAUGGACAGAGUACGGCGAAAAAACGAAAAACUAAUUAUUAUUCAUCUUUCUAAAAUGAAUGGACUUUAUAUCCAGAAUAUCGGAGUUGGAUAAAAAAGUUGAUAAUUUUACUGCAAAGCGCUGUAUUUGCAACGUGACCUUCACCGUCAAGCAUGAUGGCGAAAAAGCACUAAAACGCACUUAUGCAGUAAAAAGCAUACGACAAACAGCCAAAAUGUUGCAACCAAUCAGCUUAUUUCAUGUCAACUAAAGGAUCAGCAGAAGAAUUAAAAGAGGAUGCAGCUGAAAUUACACAAAUAUACCACGGACUUUGUCACCAUCAUAGUUAUCUUAGCAUUGACUGUGGAAUUAAAUUGAAUGCAGGAGUCUAUUCCGACUCUACUGUUGCUCAAAAAAUUGCACUGCGGUCGAACUAACGAAAGCUGAGGCAAUUACGGAAAAUGUUUAACUCCUAAAUCAGUAGAAAUUAUUCUUGAAGAUUUGAAAAAGUAUGAAUUUCCUCUUCCAUUUUCGAUAGCGACAGAUGCUUCUAACAGAGGAAAUCGCAAGUUCUUUCCCAUUGCUAUAAAGUAUUGUGACAUCCAGACAGGAGUAAAAAAUAGAAUCAUAGACUUUUAUGAAGAUAGCAAUAAAUCGUCCGCAUCGAUUUUCGAACACAUUGUACUGUGUUUGAAGGAACAUGAUCUACAUCUACAAAAUGUAUCGUCGUACACUGCUGAUAAUGCAUCAGUGAAUUAUGGUAUAAAUAAUUCUAUUUAUCUAAAACUUACUGAUGUUAAUUCAAAUAUUAUAAAAGGUAACUGAAAUUGCCAUGUCGUACACAACGCUUCAAGAAAUGCGUGUAAAGCAUUAUCAUACAACGUUGAGAACUUCAUUUUUAAAAUAUUUUCUGACUUCUCUAACAGUUCCAAGAAAGUGGAAAAACUAAAGGCAUGUUUCGAAUUUAUGGAUAUGGAAUACGCGAAAAUACUACGCCACGUCGUUACCCGGUGGUUAUCCCUUUUUGGAGCUGUAGAACGGAUUAUACAAUGCUGGCCAGCUAUAAAGCAAUAUUUUAUUAAUCAGGGAGAAGAUGAGACACACAAAAUUAUUUGGAAGUUUUCAGCUGAUAGUCGAAAAUUUGAAAAGGAAGCAUUGACUGUAUACGAAAAAGCUUUAAAUUAUAUUGAAAAGUGGUAUGAUUUCGAAAAGAGUCCUUAUCAAUAUUUCACAGUGCUUAAUUUGAAAAGGGGGAUUUCUCAUAUGACAAAGUUGUACAGGUGGUAAAAGAAAUUAAUUUAAAUGUAGAUUUAGACGAUUGUAUGACGAAGUGCAAAUUGUGACAAAAGUUAUUGCUGAUGUGUCAAUUGAUUUGCCCACAGAUAUCAAAUGGGUGAAAAUUUUCUCAUCUGCACAAUCUUUUAAUGAGCUUUCGAAGAUUGUCGCAACUGUCUUAUCGAUUCCAGUAAGCAACGCUUUCGUUGAACGCGUAUUUUCUAUCGUGGGGAACUUAUGGACCGAUAAUAGAAACAAGAUGAGGGCAGAAUUAGUCAAGGCGGAGCUGUUGAUUAAGUUAAAUUAUGAAAUGACAUGCGGGGAAUUUUUCAGAUUCGUUAGUCAACCAGCCCAAAUCGAAUUGCUAAAGAAAGCGCUGUCAAAUGAAACAUAUAGAUGGAAAUAGACAGCAAAACGGUAAUUUGUGAUUAGUGAAGAAUACUGAUUUUGUGAUGAAUGUCUAGUUGAACAGAACUAUAAUUAUUGUAGUAAUUAAUGUGUUAUUAACAUAAUAAAUGUAUUAUUAUUAUUAAUCGUAAAGAAGUCCUGCAUUCUUUUAUAAUAAAUGUUAUUAGUGAAUUUGAAUAUUUACUUUACUGCACCUUCAUCUCCCUCCCCCCCCCC